AUGGGAAACUCGAAUUCUGAAUUCGCCUUACGUCAAGGCAUCGUCCUACCUACGCUGACAGUCUUGCAGCUCCCCAAGUUUUGGAUUGCAGCAACGAUACUGCUAAUUUGCGCAAUAUCUGCGCGAUUGGCCUACUUGGCCUUCUUCCAUCCUCUCUCACAAUACCCAGGGCCGAGAUUAUGGGCGAUCUCACGCCUCCCAUGGGCAUGGCACGUUAUCAGAGGUGAUAUAUGGGAGCCGCUGGACAGAUUCCAUGAUCAAUAUGGACCUAUCGUCCGAAUUGCUCCUGACGAGCUGACUUAUAUAUCUCCUGAUGCGUGGAAGGAGAUAUAUGCAACACGGCCCCAAUUGCUUAAGGAUCCUCGCAGCCAAACUCCUCCGCUGAAUGGCGCAGACUCGCUCUUCACGGCCGUCGGGGAUGACCACAGACGGAUCCGCGGAGCUUUUAUCAACGCCUUUUCCGAUAAAGCCCUGAGAGACCAGUCAACCCUCAUCGAAAAUUAUUCAGGCCAGUUUAUUGAAAGACUGAAGGCUGAGCUCGUUGAUAACCCGUCUCACGUUGUCAAUAUUCAGCGGAUCAUCGGCUAUGCUGCGUUCGACAUCAUCUCUGAUUUGACCUGGGGCGAGUCUCCUAAGGCGUUGAGGAUGAGCGGCGAUCAUAACUGGAUCCACAGGUUCUUUCUCCAUGCUCAGUUCAGCACAGUCCGCAAUUGUCUCACUCGAUUCUCCCCACUGGACAAGAUCCUCAGCUAUUUCUUCCUGCGCAUCACAUCAAAGCAACGAAUAGCUAACGCGAAGCUAACUUCGGCCCGAAUCGAUCGUCGACUGGCCGCAGGCCACACGCGCUCGGAUUUCAUGACUCCUAUCAUCGGCAAGAUCAGCGAGGAUGGUCGCAAAGGUAUCACCAAGAAUGAAGUGCUGACGAACGGUCUGGCAGCCGUGAUUGCAAAUUCGCAGCUUUCGACCAUCGCCAUGACCACGGCUACAUACCUACUCCUACAAUACCCACACCAUUUCCAACACCUGGCCAAAGAAAUUCGCAAUGCGGGCUUCGAACAUGAGACGGAUAUCAAAGUCUCCUCAACACAAUCCCUCCCAUACCUCGACGCAGUUAUCAAUGAGGCCCUGCGUUUGCACCAUCCCACGCCAGGAAGCCUGCCAAGAAUUGCACCAAAGGACGGGUUGGUAAUUGGUGGCAAAUAUGUGCCUGGAGGGACGGUAGUCGGCGUCAAUCUCCACAACGUCCACAAUCGAUCCGAAAACUUCUACAAGCCACGAGAAUUUCAUCCCGAGAGGUUCUUGGGCAAGAAUGAUCCAAGGUAUAGUGCGGUGUUUGAGGGUGACCGUAAGGAGGCGUUCCAGCCGUUCUCGAUGGGUCCUAGGAAUUGCAUUGGUGCUAAAGUCUUCUUAGCGGAGGCACGAGUAGUUCUCGCACGGUUAAUCUGGACCUUCGACAUGCUGCUAGCAGAGCCGGAAGCGUUAACUUGGCUUGACCAGAAGGCAUGGCUAGUCUUUGAACCGAAACCUCUAAGGGUUAAGUUAUAUGUAAGAUAA
Messenger RNA from Venustampulla echinocandica, 1554 nucleotides. RefSeq lists its product as uncharacterized. Gene Ontology annotation, molecular function: monooxygenase activity; iron ion binding; oxidoreductase activity, acting on paired donors, with incorporation or reduction of molecular oxygen. Bases 1 to 1554 code for a protein of 517 amino acids. The record is from RefSeq and is a predicted model, not a curated record. The transcript is spliced from 4 exons. NCBI's taxonomy places the organism in Eukaryota, Fungi, Ascomycota, Leotiomycetes, Helotiales, Pleuroascaceae.